Messenger RNA from Gregarina niphandrodes, 717 nucleotides. RefSeq lists its product as hypothetical. The record is from RefSeq and is a predicted model, not a curated record. Bases 1 to 717 code for a protein of 238 amino acids. Lineage: Eukaryota; Apicomplexa; Conoidasida; Eugregarinorida; Gregarinidae. The transcript has a single exon.
AUGCCGGAGUUGCGUCCGAAUACUUGGUCUGCGGUACAGUCGUUCCCGGCACCGGACGGGUCGCGUACAUUGCGGGUAGCGGUGGAUUCAUCGGUGAUGGAUGCGUUGCAAUCUCGUGAGUUAUCAGGAAUACGGCAGUCGUAUGUGUGGACAUCGUUGGUUGGUGAUAGUCGUCGGAGAUUGACUACGGAGACGGAGGUGCAAACAGGAGGUUUAUGGGUAUCAUUGGAUCAGUGGUUUGGUCGAAGUCCGGGACUGGGGUGCGUGGAAGGUGAGAGUUAUCGGUUGCCUCGAAUGUUGAUAGACCACUUGCGUUGUGGAAGGGUGGUCAGUGUCCAGCAGACAUUAACGUUAGACUCGCAACUAGCCUCGGGUGUUCGCAACGACGUUAUUGUCGUCAUGGCCAACGGCGAAAAGGAGAACCUACGUCAAUACCUAAAACGCGAACGAGCCUCUGUCGAAAUGUGCGCACCACUUAGCGCAGAAGAAGCCAACGCAUUCUUUUCCAAUCAACAUCUCAUUGGUGUCCGUCACUCAUGGAGCGCCGCUGAGCAACAUACUAUCGAAAUCCUGCACCAAGGCUCCCAACACUGGACCAGACUAGAUAGCGUCGAAGUCUCUGUCUGGAACAAGAUCGUUAAACCCCACUUCAGAUUCACUUACUCCACCCAAGGUAAAAAGGACUCCGUCAACAGCCAAAGCCCAUGGGUCGAGUGA